Messenger RNA from Mya arenaria, 1657 nucleotides. RefSeq lists its product as uncharacterized. The record is from RefSeq and is a predicted model, not a curated record. Gene Ontology annotation, biological process: sleep; positive regulation of voltage-gated potassium channel activity; regulation of synaptic transmission, cholinergic. Lineage: Eukaryota; Metazoa; Mollusca; Bivalvia; Myida; Myidae. Bases 29 to 532 code for a protein of 167 amino acids. The transcript is spliced from 3 exons.
UCGACUAGUCACGUGUUACAGGUAAAAUAUGCAAAUUAGCUCAGGUGGACUUCAAAAGCGCCACCAAGGUAAACUUUUCGUGACAUCCGCCAAAAUGGCGACAACAAAAUACCUAGCAUUAUUGCUAGGUGUCUGGCUUUCUUUUGAUAAAGGUUUUGCGAUCCAAUGCUACCAAUGUGACAGCUAUGAGAACCCCGACCUCUGCCCCCAGGAGACACCCUUUGAUUCCACAGUCAAUGCCAUGGUCGACUGUAACAGCUUUGAGGCCAACACACCUGGCCAGUUUUGUGUAAAAAUCUAUCAGGAAAGCCCUGGAUAUGGAGCCUGGAUAAAGAUGACGAGACGUUGCGCAUCCAGAACUGACCAGGGUGUGGCAUGGGGCUGCCGCUGGUCUUGGGACAAUGUGGGGGUGUUUAAAAACACUUGUUACUGUGAGACGGAUGGAUGCAAUGGAGCCAGAUCCCUCUCUGUGAAUCUGAUGUUGGCAGCAAUACUUGGCAUCCUCAGUUUAGCAUUGAAAAAAUGGUUGUGAUCAAUGUCCACUACUGUUUGUGUGAUUCAGAAUGAGAGAAUAAGUUGAAAAUCUGCUAUUUAGGAACAAUUUUGAUAUUUGUAAUAAUCACGAAGAAAAAUUCUGAAUGAAGAAGUUGAGUCUGAAACACCUGUAUAAUUUUAAAUAUCUGUUCUACUGGUUCUCAUUGUUCUGUUAUUAUAAUCCAUUGUGGGUGCUAGUAUUGCUGAAGAAUAAUGGGCACAUCUCAGAAGUAUGAAGAUUCCUGUUACAUGCAGUAGGAUAAAUGUGAUGGGCUGAGUGGACAUUUGUGUGUACCAUGGAAGUAAAUGAACAAGUGCAGUAAUAUGAACAUAUGUUUUGCUCUACACGAUUAUAACUAGCUAAAAUGGGAUGACUGUAAGAAAACACUAUCCUUUCGUAAUCAGAUAGAACAAUUCUGGGAGAAAAUACUUUUUACUUAUCUGUGACAUUUAUCAACUAGAAGUACUGUAAUCCUGUCCAUGUCAGAGUUAAAGUUAAAUUAAAAAAAACAGUGUUUUGAGUGAUUGUUGAAAGUGAGAGUAGUAAUUCCAUGUGAUUUUAAGGUCUUUUGGCCUGAAUGUGUGGUUUACCACCAACAUAUCAAAUACAUAUCAAUUGUGUACAUAUCUGUAUUUACAGUAAUAAUUUGCAUAUAUUUUUUAUUUUUAAAUGGAAGUUGAUUAUUUUGUACAUAGUUGUUUUUGUAAAUAAUGACACAACCUUGAAUAUAAUUGGAUACUCAACUCAUGUACAAUUCAAUUUAGACUCUUUGUUGUUUUGGUAGGGUGGGGGAAAUAAGAUACCAAGCAUUCCCAAUAAACAUUCCAUUUUAUAGACAUUUCUGUCCAUUGAAUAUUAAAUUUAUAAUGAAAAUGGUAAAAAGUUAACAUGUUUUAUUUAUUCACUUAUUUAGUCCUUGAGUUUGAUUUUUUAUAUAAACGAAUCUAUUUUUGUGUACAAAUAUAUAUUAUGAACAUUUAUCGAGUUUUACUUACUUGGUGUACAUCAUUGUAAACAUUACUAAGAAACAAUUCUGUCGUGUAUAUUUAGACCUUUCAUAUACUGUAUAUUCACAUUUUCAGUGCAUCAGCCAUAUUUUUAUAAAUAAAUAAAAGAACUGUU